Messenger RNA from Caenorhabditis bovis, 324 nucleotides. The record is from the annotation of a GenBank genome assembly. NCBI's taxonomy places the organism in Eukaryota, Metazoa, Nematoda, Chromadorea, Rhabditida, Rhabditidae.
AUGUACAUUUUCUGCUUCGUGGUGAUCUUUGGCAUCGCGUUUCCGUUCAUUCAAACCCCAUCGGCGGCAUUGUAUUCGGAAAUUUUGGGUCCUCGGAAGCAGGGUACAAUGCAAGGCUUCUUCUCGUUUGGUGGAAGCAUCGCGCCAGUCAUCGCUUCCGUUUCAACAACAUAUUUAUUCAAACAUUCUGGAUAUCGCUAUGUGAUUAUCGCCCAAGGAGUCAUUCUCAUCAUCGGCGCCGCUCUCAUCCUCAUAUUCUACAAAAGGCUUGUGCCACUCAAACUGAUAUCAAAGAAUAGCCAACAGAAGAGCGAUUUCGAUUGA